Messenger RNA from Drosophila takahashii, 405 nucleotides. Its product is annotated as larval cuticle protein 2. Gene Ontology annotation, cellular component: chitin-based extracellular matrix. The record is from RefSeq and is a predicted model, not a curated record. Gene Ontology annotation, molecular function: structural constituent of chitin-based larval cuticle. Lineage: Eukaryota; Metazoa; Arthropoda; Insecta; Diptera; Drosophilidae.
UCGACCAGACAGAAAUCAGCCAAAAUGUUCAAGUUUGUGAUGAUCCUUGCCGUCGUGGGAGUGGCUACCGCCCUGGCCCCAGUUUCGCGCUCCGAUGAUGUCCACGCCGAUGUCGUCUCCCGAUCGGACGAUGUUCGUGCCGAUGGUUUCGACGCCAGUCUGCACACCUCCAACGGCAUCGAGCAGGCCGCCAGCGGCGAUGUCCAUGGCAACAUUCACGGCAACUUCGGCUGGAUCUCCCCCGAGGGCGAGCACGUGGACAUCAAGUACGUGGCCGAUGAGAACGGAUACCAGCCCUCGGGAGCCUGGAUCCCCACUCCUCCUCCAAUCCCAGAGGCCAUUGUCCGCGCUCUCGCCUGGCUGCAGUCCCACCCCCCAGCCCCCGAGCAUCCCCGUCAUCACUAA